GCUAAAUCAGUUCGUCACGAGGAACCAUCCCGGAAGUGCGCGGCUAAACAACUGACAUGUACAGGAGAGAAACUUGGCGAAAGAAAAAGUAGCUUCGCGAGACACAAUCUCGAGUAUCUCCGUGUUAUUGGACCGUAUGUUGGUCUGGGGCGAAUAUGAACAUAAUGGAGUCAUCACUGAGAAUUAUCACUUUGUCGCUCAUUCUUUUCAUAACUCAGAUAAAAUGCCAAGAAGCAAUUCUUCGUAUUUCAAAUGAAGAUAGAAACCAGGAAUACUGCAUCGUCCACAAUCACUCCUGGACCCCACUGGAAGAAAACCCUCGCUCUGCUCCACAGUACCCACUGGUGAACAUGAUCUCCACUCGGCUGUGUGACGGCUCUGGGUUCCAACCAGAUUUGUUCAAGGGCAAAGCUGUAGUUGUGAUGAGAGGAGAGUGUAAUUUCAGUCAAAAAGCCAUUGUUGCCCAGAUACUCGGAGCCACCAGUUUGCUGAUUGCCAGCAACACAUCACUGAUAACUCCCAGCGCCAAUGCCUCAGAGUAUGCAAAGGUCCACAUCCCCCUGGCUCUUAUGAGGUACAGGGACAUCAUGGAGGCGCAGCAGAUUUUUGGUGAAGAGAUGCUGGUGCAGAUGUACGCUCCACCAGUGUCAAAGAUUGAUCCAAGCAUCUUUGUCAUUCUACUGAUCGCCAUUGUCACCGUUUCUUUGGGCGGCUGCUGGAGUGGAGCCUGUGAAAGAGAGCGGUUGCAAAGUGGUGGCAGUGGUGCAGGAAGUGGAGAGAACAAGGGAGACGGUGGAGAUCUGUUUCUCUACUCUCCUCUGAAAGUGGUCAUCUUUGUGGCCAUGAUGUGUGGGAUGCUGGUGCUCAUGUACUUCUUUUACAGUGUCCUUGUUUAUGUCAUCAUUGCCAUCUUCUGCAUGGCUUCUGCAUCUGCGUUAUUCAGCUGUUUCGAUGCAGUGCUGGAUAAACUUGGCUGUGGAACUGUAAACUUUACGAUACGAAGUUGGAAUUUGUCUUUGAGGUCUCUCAUAUUGGCUGCUAUCUGCAUCAGCAUCUCUGUGGUGUGGGGUGUCUACAGAAAUGAAGACAGGUGGAUCUGGAUCCUGCAGGACCUUCUCGGCGUUGCCUUCUGCCUUAAUUUCAUGAAAACGAUUUCUUUGUCCAAUUUCAAGAUCUGUGUGAUCCUGCUCACCCUUCUGCUUGUCUAUGACGUCUUCUUCGUUUUCAUUACUCCUUUCUUCACAAAGAAUGGCGUCAGCAUCAUGGUUCAGGUUGCACUCGGUCCUGAUGCAUCUGGGGAAAGGACACAAGGUAACAUGGUGGAGAUCCCUGCCGAACCCCAACCUCCCUCUGAGAAACUGCCAGUUGUGAUGCGUGUCCCCCGGCUCUCGGCCUGGGCCCAAAACCUUUGUGCGAUGCAGUUCUCGAUCCUGGGUUAUGGAGACAUCAUUGUUCCAGGUCUUCUUGUAGCUUACUGCAGCAGGUUUGAUGUUUGGAUCAACAGCAGCAGGAAGAUCUACCUCAUCAGCUGCUGCACAGCUUAUCUGAUGGGAAUGAUCCUGACGUUCAUCGUCAUGCUCCUGUCAGGGAUGGGUCAGCCGGCUCUGUUGUACCUGGUGCCCUUCACUCUGAUAACAUCAACCGUGUUGGCUAAGUGCCGUGGAGAGUUGAAACAGUUCUGGACAGGAACCCCAUAUGAGGUCUUGGACUCAUCCAGGGAACCGCUGUUGUCAGAGGGAAGACCUGACAGCGUCCUAGAAGGAGAGCGAUGCUGACCUGAGGUGUUGGGCUGAAAUGUUGUAUACUUUUUUUAAACGUACAUAUUUUUAUUACUAUUUCAGUGUGAGGGAACCAAGGUGGUUCUUGAUCAAAACAUUCUAGAGACAGUAGGUAAUUGUGAUUGCUGUGAAAGAAGAAGAUUAAUGUUGGGUUUUUUGUUUUUGUUUUGUGAUUUAAACAUCUGUUUGCCUCAUUUUGUAAAGACUUUGCCUUGAUGAUUGCAAACUACAAAAUAAGAAAGCACUUUAUAAUUUAGCCUAACUGUUUGGGUCAUCGUGGAAAGGGUGACGGUCACGGGUUUGAAUUACUGGCAAAUGAAAAACUUUUGACAACUGUUUUGGGAUCUAUCUGUAACGUGUUUAUAUCAUGCUUUCAUUGUCUUUUAAUAAAAUAAUAAGGUCUACUUAAUAAA
Cynoglossus semilaevis (tongue sole) is the source of this 2191-nucleotide messenger RNA. It is a transcript of the gene sppl2a, whose product is annotated as signal peptide peptidase like 2A. The transcript is spliced from 17 exons. The record is from RefSeq and is a predicted model, not a curated record. The coding region runs from base 156 to 1775 and encodes 539 amino acids. Gene Ontology annotation, biological process: membrane protein proteolysis. NCBI's taxonomy places the organism in Eukaryota, Metazoa, Chordata, Actinopteri, Pleuronectiformes, Cynoglossidae. Gene Ontology annotation, molecular function: aspartic endopeptidase activity, intramembrane cleaving. Gene Ontology annotation, cellular component: cytoplasmic side of endoplasmic reticulum membrane; lumenal side of endoplasmic reticulum membrane; lysosomal membrane.